UACAAGAACCCUCACACACAUGCCCCCCUCAUGGCCCAGCCGUGCCCCUCCCACAGUUGAUCAGUGUGCAAAACUGCUGCUGGGGGGAACAAUCAAACGGCACCUGCGUGUGGAAACACAUGUAGAAUAAUCCGGUGGAAUUUGAUUUAUGCACAUAUAUCAACCUUCCCAAUCCUGGGAAUUUGCGCAUUUGACAUUGAGGGUGUCCGGGGGCAAUCCCUGGCCUUUUCGUGUCUUAUCACAUAAAUAGAGGUUACCACCCCACCCCCUCCAACUCUCUUCUUCUGUGUUCAGCUCUUUACACGCCAGCUCUCACUCAGCGAUUCAUCAUGGUUGCUUUCUUCCGUUUCGUCGCUGUUCUCCUUCCUCUCGCAGCCACCUUCUUCUCUGUCUCCGCCCAGAAUCUUCCUGCUUGUGCCCAGACCUGUGCCAACAGUGCCCUUUCAGGCACAAAUUGCACCGCGUUGACUGACUUCCGCUGCGUUUGCAACAGCGAGAAAUUCUUUACCGCUGCCGCUGCCUGCGCCUUCAAGAGUUGUAACACUACCGAAAUCGAGGAGGCCCUUGCUGCCAUAAAACUGAUUUGUGCACCCUACACCACCGUUUCCUUGACCCUCCCUGCCAGUCUCACCUCCACCCUCUCCUUCCCGACGCUUACCCCUGGGAACGGUACUACCAAGGGCGCCACUUCUACCCACAAUGUCAACGCGACUUCCACCACCACUAGUCCCACCGGCUCUGGCUCGAGCACCACUAGUGCCGCUUCUACGAGCCGGUCUGGAGCCGCUGCACCUGGUGCCAAGGUCCUCUUUGGAAGCGAUCCCGUUCUCGCUCUCGUUCUUGGAGGGGCCAUGUUCGGAGCUUACGUAAUUGGAAUAAUAUUCGAGUUCGGUGACAAGGAUGAUCUCAAAGUCUUUGUGAAACAAUGA
Molecule: messenger RNA, 929 nt
Organism: Cantharellus anzutake
Lineage: Eukaryota; Fungi; Basidiomycota; Agaricomycetes; Cantharellales; Hydnaceae
Exons: 6
Coding region: 330-929 (199 amino acids)
Source: RefSeq, a predicted model, not a curated record